Aspergillus steynii IBT 23096 is the source of this 2700-nucleotide messenger RNA. RefSeq lists its product as uncharacterized. Gene Ontology annotation, molecular function: protein binding. Lineage: Eukaryota; Fungi; Ascomycota; Eurotiomycetes; Eurotiales; Aspergillaceae. Bases 469 to 2370 code for a protein of 633 amino acids. The transcript has a single exon. The record is from RefSeq and is a predicted model, not a curated record.
CGUCGUUUGUUUCUCUCGUCGUUGCUCUCGCGGUGCUGGUCACAAUUGCUGCUUUUUCGACAGGUCGACGGGAUGCGGAGGUUUGCACGAGCGAGCCAGAGAUUUGGCUCUCAGGUCCAGUGUGGAUUCUCCUGCUAUCCAGGCUCCACUCCACUGAUAACGUCCGCCCGAGAUUCCACCCGGUGGAGGCCGCUCAGCUCCUCGUCCGCUCCUCGCUUUGCUGAGCACUACAACCUUCCAGACUAUGCUCCCCAAGCUUCUCCCCGCUGGGACGGGGUUGAUCCCAGCAUCCUUCUAGAUACUCACUCCUCGAAUGAUGGGCUGGACGAUGCCCCAGUCGGCAUUUUGGAGGUCGGGCAGCAGCCGCCGCCGCCACCCAAACAACCACAAAAACAAGCACCAAUCCUGAGCAAGAAGCAAAUCCAGGAAUUCUGGAGCAUCAUCCGCGAUGGCCAACCCGAUCAAGUGAUGAGUGCGCUGACGGACCCUCUCUUCGAGGGACUCGUUGGCGCCAUGCCGUCCAGCACGUUCGUGGGGGUUUUCCUCUCGCUCUCGCCCGCCUACUUCAUCGAGCCAUUCCGUACGCUGCACCGACCGCUGCACUCGACCACGGUGCAUGUCAGCGGAUACAAGAGGCUCGAGGUGAUCUUUGAGGAGUUCAUUCACAAUGUCACGGCGGUGGCUCAGAUUCGUCAGUCGGCGGGCCACAAACUCGGGCUGGCCGAAUACACUCACAUUCUCCACUGUGCGAGCUCUAUUGGCGAUGCCAUCUUGGCCGACCAGGCCUGGCAUAACAUGAAGGAGGACGGUGUCCACCCCGACCUCGCCUGCUACAACCACCUCAUGUCGGCGAAGGUCUGGGACUCGGCUCAUAGCGGUCUGCAGAGGUAUCGGUUGCGAAUGACCAAGUACGUCUACCGCAAACGAGGGUACAUGUAUCCCAACCCUGGGUGGACGGGAUUUGGCACCAAGGAGCGAAGUGUACGAAAGGAAGUGGUGAGGAUACUGAACGAGAUGAUGGAAAAUGGGUUCCAAGGUGACGAGAACACCUUCAUCCACGUGCUGAUGUCGUCUUCCCGCGUGGGCAACUCGCAGGGGAUCAAAAGGAUCCUCAAGGCCGUUUGGAACGUGGACGUGGAUGCAUUGCUGGAAAAAGCACCAGACAUCGAGAUAGAGCCCGUCACCCCGUUUCCGCGCUUUUCUCCUUUAUAUCCGACGAAAAACCUACUGUUUGCUGUGGCUCAUUCCUUCGGCAACUGCAGUGACAUGCCCGCCGCGCUGUGCGCCAUCGAACACAUCUCCGAAUCAUACGGCCUUAUAGUCCCCGCGGAAGUCUGGCGAGAACUGUUGGAGCGGGCAUUUGUGCUCUCGCGAAGACGUUGGGGCCUCGACUUUGAGGGCAAAGACCGAGGCCAAGUGCUCCCCUCAUUCUUAUGCGAACUGUAUGAUACCAUGACUUCAGAGCCGUCCAACGUUGAGCCCACGGCUCACAUGCACUCGAUUAUGGCCAAAUUGGCGUGGGCCGAACGCGACUUGCCCCUCUUCAAGCACCACCUAGACGCAACCUACGACCUCCUGGCGGAAACGAGACGCAAGCAAAAACUGGCGCGCGCAAAAGUCGCGGCCUACCUCAUCAAUACCAGGACCUCGCAGGGGCCCAAGAUCCGUGGGCAAUUCCAGCUCACGCGAUUCAAAUCACGGCCCUUCGCCAACGCCGUGUACGAGUAUGACCUACUACGGCUGCGCGCCGCCCAGGCAACUAUGCUCAUCAGCAGGCUUGUCCGGCUCCUCAUCAUCCGCAAAAAUUGGGACUUCCCCGGAAAGACCGAACUCGACUGGGAGCGACGCCUUAUCCCGCAGAUCCUCGAUGAAUGGCGAGAUUUCCUCCCUGACCAAAUCCACUACCACACCACGGGUGGCGUGAUCAACAGAAAAGGGCCCCGCACCUGGCGUUUUCGAAGAUAUACCGAGUUUGACCAAAUGCCCAUCCGCCAUUCGACCGCAGAGAACGGCCUCAAAAAACGCGAAUUUGACCCCAAGGAAAUCGAAGACGACGUCUUCUGGGCCCGGCUGCUGGCCAAAUAUCCACAUUUUCUCAAUUCGCGGGCUCUCCAUCCCAUGAACCGCCUCUUCUUCGGCGUCAUUGAUCGAAGCACCGUCGCGCACCCGCAGCCACACGAUCCGUUUACUUACGAGCCCUUGGCAGACUGCAAAACCCCCGACGACUUCAGGGCGUUCUACCGUAAGUAUGAUAUGAAGGCGGCUCGGCACUACCAGCCAGAGGACAUCCAGGAUGAGGAGGUGGAGGCGGAGGAGGAAGAAGACCCUUCCGAUGCCGCGCUUGAUGGCUUCGGCUAUUCCCUGGUUUGAAUAUGUGCUUCGAUUCUCUGCGUGAUGCGCAAAUCGGCAGUGAUGCUCAGAUCAUCCACGUAUUCUUCAUUUUGAGCCUUUUCUUUCCUUUUUGUUUUCUCCGUCUUUGUUUGCUUUUCUGCGCUCUGAUUGUUUCCCCUAAGCGAAGUGCGAUGCUUUCUGAUUACUUUUACUUUUGUUGGAUUUCUUUUCUGAUGGCUGGGAUGAUCUUAUCAAAUACCCUGUUUGAGGCUUCCCGAGUGGAUUGCCCGAUUGAUGUUUUUACGCUAUUCUGAUUAUUCCAAGCUACGUGCUAGCAGUAGCACAAUGAGUCUACGUCUUUCAAUCAAG